Molecule: messenger RNA, 3065 nt
Organism: Mesoplodon densirostris (Blainville's beaked whale)
Lineage: Eukaryota; Metazoa; Chordata; Mammalia; Artiodactyla; Ziphiidae
Gene: MSANTD2
Product: Myb/SANT DNA binding domain containing 2
Exons: 4
Coding region: 32-1711 (559 amino acids)
Source: RefSeq, a predicted model, not a curated record
UCCGGGCGGUGCAGCGGCGGCCGCUUGGAAAAUGGCUGCGCCCUGUGGCUCGGAGCUGCCCGCCAACUCGCCGCUAAAAAUCCCGAAGAUGGAGGUGCUCUCCCCGGCUUCGCCUGGUGGCCUGAGUGACGGAAAUCCAUCGCUGUCCGACCCUUCCACGCCUCGGGGUGCCUCCCCGCUCGGGCCGGGCAGUGCGGCGGGCUCGGGGGCAGCGGCGUCCGGGGGUCUCGGGCUGGGGCUGGGGGGCCGCAGCGCCGCCUCGUCCUCGGUCUCCUUCUCCCCUGGUGGCGGCGGUGGCGGAGCUGCGGCAGCCGCCGCCGCCGCCUGCCGGGGCAUGUCGUGGACGCCGGCCGAGACGAACGCGCUCAUCGCAGUGUGGGGCAACGAGCGGCUGGUGGAGGCGCGGUACCAGCAGCUGGAGGGAGCCGGCACGGUGUUCGGCAGCAAGGCCCCCGGGCCAGCCAUGUACGAGCGCGUGUCCCGGGCCCUGGCCGAGCUGGGCUACGAGCGGACCCCGUCCCAGUGCCGGGAGCGCAUCAAGACCCUUCGCAGGUGUUACAGUCGGGUGAAAGAACAUGGUGUUGGGAAAAGAAAGAGCAGUUACACAUUUGAACAGUUGGAACAGGUGUUUGGUCAGGGAGGAUGGGAUGCUCAGCCCUGCCAGCCUGUACUUAUUAACAGUAGUGGCUUGUACCAGGAGCUGGAGUCAGAUGGCAGCACUAUGGAGGAGUAUUCACAGGAGGACUGGGGAAACCACAGUCAGGAUCUCCACGGCUAUCCAACAGAUCAGGAAUUGGAUGAAAUACCUGUCACAAAGAGAACAUUAAAAAUAAAACAAGAGUCUUCUGAAGAAGCACAGAAAAGAGACAUCAUGCAGAAUAUCAUACAGAUUUUGGAAUCCGUACAGUUGAAAUGGGAACUGUUUCAGAGCUGGACAGACUUUUCAAGGCUUCAUCUUUCUAAUAAACUGGCCAUUUUUGGAAUUGGUUAUAACACCCGUUGGAAAGAGGAUAUCCGUUACCAUUAUGCUGAGAUCAGCUCCCAGGUGCCCCUUGGCAAGCGACUCCGGGAGUACUUCAAUUCUGAGAAGCCUGAGGGACGGAUCAUCAUGACCCGAGUGCAGAAAAUGAACUGGAAAAAUGUUUACUACAAAUUUUUGGAGAUCACUAUUAGUGAAGCGCGGUGCCUGGAGCUGCACAUGGAAAUUGACUGGAUACCCAUUGCCCACUCCAAACCAACUGGUGGGAACGUUGUUCAGUAUUUAUUGCCAGGAGGCAUUCCCAAAAGCCCAGGCCUUUACGCCAUUGGCUAUGAAGAGUGUAUUGAGAGGCCCCCCUCACCCCACAUGGAGCGACAUUCCCUGGACCCAGGAAAGGAGGGCCGGGUUGACUUGGAAACCCUUUCAGCACAAGCCUCACUACAGGUGGAAAUAGAACCUACCCGAAUUAUCUAUUGCUACCUCGGGAUCGCUGAGGUCAGGACUCUGCAGCAAUGCUUAUUUUUACAUUUCCAAGCAAAUACCAAAACCUUCAGCAAAGAUUGGGUCGGUAUUAAUGGGUUUUUGUCUCAGAACUGUAUUGUGGAUCCUGGAGUUUCCCCCAAAUCCAUCUAUAUCAAAUUUGUAGAAGUAGAGAGGGAUUUUCUUUCCGCUGGCUCUUUAGUUGAGUGCCUGGAAAAAGCCAUUGGCUACCCCUUAAAAUUUAACAACUGAAUGUCAUCCUUCAUAAGGAUUUGGGCUCUUACCUCUCUCUUCUCUACCCACAUCCCGUUACCCAGACUGUCCCUCAUCCAGAUGCUGCCAUCAGACUUCAUGGAAACUCUUUCCACGAUCGGGCCAGUACAACUAAGAAAUCAUGAUAGACUUUGGGCAGAAAAAACAGACCUCACCUGAAAAUGCUCAUUUUGAGCCAGCAAGCUAUACAGCGGACUUGCAUGGUGGGUCAGUUGUUUCUUUUUUAAAAACAAAAUCAAUUUUUAAAUGGAUUUUAGAGCCCUGAUGUAAACAAAUGUAGGUACAUUCCAUAUUGGACAAAACUUAUACUUUGAGUUUCAUAUGAAAUUGAAAAAUUGUAUUUUUUUCACGAUGUUUCAUUUUUACACAUCUCUAUGUCUCUAUAUAAGUAUUAUUUACAACCUUGAAUAAAUAAGCAAUAGAUAAUGGCAAGUUAAAUCUUGAGUCACAGUAAAUAAGACUGUUUUUCAAUAUUACCCUUAGCUACUAUUGUAUAUAAUUUAGAGUUUCAUUUUUUUCACCAAUCAAGUGUUUUGCUAUUCCCAAUCAGUGUUGCCUGCAAAGACCUUUGUUUCUGUGAUGUACCAACUUUAUGGUUGUGCUGCCAUUUAAACUUUUUUUUAAAAAAAAUCAUUAAAGUAAUUCCUGGCCUCUCGGCGUACUAGUGGAGCUUUUUGUAGCGGAGUGCGGUCGCACUGGCAGUGGGACUGUGCUCUGACUUUACUGCUAGGGAUGAACACAACAGAGUAGGGCAGCUUCACUUCCUUUCACUCUCUGUACCCCACUGACCAAUGUCGUUAUCUCUUGUCAGAGUAACAAAGGUCACUGGACAUUUCAUUUUGUGCUACUUUUUAAAACUACAGAAGGAUAUUCCUUUUGGCCCAAAGUACAUGAAUUUGUAAGAGACUCUCAUUCCUCAUCUUUGCACUCAGUAAUCAGGGGCAGCUCUCUCAGGAGCACAGGUGGAGAAUUGAUGUCAUCAUACUUCCUGUAAAAAAGGAGAGAAGAUCUCAUAGAAACAUCCAAACAAAAAGUUUAAGUGAUCCAUAGGAUAGGAAACUGUAAGGUAUCAGUCCAUUAGGAGGGUAACUAUCACGUUUAGAUCUUUCAGUGAUUUCUGUGGGUCAACCAGCACUCCAGUUGGAGGUUAGUACUCUUGGCUAAGAACUACCUUACUAAGUAGGGUAGUUAAGGGUCACUUUGGUCUCAUGACAGGGACUUGUUAGAUUGGUUAUUUAUCUUUAAUGAUUCCCCCAGAAUCUCUCGGGUACUCUAAAUGGACUGCAAAUCCAGGUAAGAGCUAUAAUUCUCCCCGUUUUUCUGUACUGUUGAA